This is a messenger RNA of Carya illinoinensis, 1383 nucleotides long. RefSeq lists its product as uncharacterized. Bases 276 to 1070 code for a protein of 264 amino acids. The record is from RefSeq and is a predicted model, not a curated record. The transcript has 7 exons. NCBI's taxonomy places the organism in Eukaryota, Viridiplantae, Streptophyta, Magnoliopsida, Fagales, Juglandaceae.
CUAUCAAACCCAACUCGUGGGAAUUGACUUUAAUGGUACGCUCCUAAUUUGACAUUUUGUUAGGAGCUUACUACUUAGGUACAACUGAUUCCUCAACGACCAUAUGGUAGCACGGACAUCUCCGUUAUGUUGUUCCAAUGUCCUCUGUACAUAAUGUUUCAGAGCGAGCGAGAGACAGGAAAGUUCACCGACCAAAAGUUCCAGACAACGAUAGCUAGUAGCUUUAGCUUUUAGAAAUAGAAAAAGCCUCAAAGGUAGAAGAAGAUUGUUCGAGAAUGGAGGCUGGGAGUAGUACCACUAACGGUGCUAUUGAUAGUAACAGUAGCGUAGUGCCGAAUCAGAGAAAGGCAAAAGAGUUUCAGGGAUUCCGAAUAGAGAAUCCGUUUACUUUCAAAGUUGGUCAAGUAUUUACUGGCUUUGGCGUCGGCUGUGGUAUUGGUAUCGGCGUUGGCCGCCCUAUAAAUCUAGGUGCAUUACCAAUGCUGGGUCAAGUUAUGAGUGCCACCAGAGGGGCAACUGAUGCUUUUUCUGGUGUUAGCAGACAUGUGAAUGAAUCUCUAAGGAAGUUGGGAGCUAAGAAUGUUGAAGCAGGCAUCGGUUGUGGUGUUGGCUUCGGCCAUGGUUUUGGAGUUGGCCUUGCUGUCAAACCUGGGGUGUUGAAUCAAAUGCAAUCUUGUCUUGUACAAGCAAUGACAAAGAUGAUGCUGAAGUUUGGAAUUGCUCCGAAUUUACCCAUUGGACAAGGUGCCCUUCCAGUGUCUUUGCAGGGUGGCAUGAGCAUGAUGAAUCAGUCCUUAGGUCAAAACCCAAUGGGAAGUAUCAUGCAGCUGGGAACCAAGGGACCUGAAGACACUCGUCAAGGUCUGCCGGGAUAUGAAAAUAUAGGUUCAGGUUCAACUUAUGAGAGUUUUGCAUCAAAGGGCACUCCAACUGACUCAUCUUUCAGCAGUCGGACAGAAAAAGUUAUCAGCAGCUUUCUGCAGAACCCAGUUUUGAAAGGGGAGGACACUGAACUGAAUAACUUGGCUGGGCGGUUGCGGUCAGAAAACAACGUGCUUCAAAUGUUUUGAUGGCUGAUUUUUAUGGGGAAGUUGGACAAGCUCUCGUGCAUGUCUGUUUUCUCCGGAUUAUCUGAUUCCUGGGCAGCGAAAUCACUAGUAAACAAGAGUAAUAAUAUAUUGGGAAUUGAGCAGGAAAAUUUGUGUUGGAUGAUUUGUUUGUAGCCUUGGCACAACAGUUUAUAACUUCCGUACGUGUCUAAUUUGGAGUUGUUGCUUGAAUUACACAAUCAUAAAAACAAAUGAAAUGAUAAUGAAUAUAGUUAGAGUAAUGCUACGUACAGUCUCCAUUUGGGGACUGCUCAUGCAAGACUCUUUUGAGUAA